Caenorhabditis briggsae is the source of this 468-nucleotide messenger RNA. Bases 1 to 468 code for a protein of 155 amino acids. Lineage: Eukaryota; Metazoa; Nematoda; Chromadorea; Rhabditida; Rhabditidae. The transcript has 5 exons. The record is from RefSeq and is a predicted model, not a curated record.
AUGAAGUUCCUCACGUCGAUUCUUGGAUCCGAUAAAGACCGCGCCGCCAAGAAGCGCCGAAGCCUAGAAGUGAACCUGCAUCGUCUCGAAGAGAAGGCGUUCCUUCUGGAAAUGGAACUCGAGGAGACUCGUCGACAGAAAGAAAAAGUGAUCAAAGAGCUGCGAAACGGCGUACCGGUGCGCCACGUGUCAACAGUGAGCGUAUCGUCGACUGACUACUCGUUCAACACCGAUAGUUCGAAUAUCACCGAUCGCCAUGUCGGCCUGCCAUUUGACACAAGCACGCCAAAAGAGAUUCCAAAGUUGCAAAAGCCAUUACAGCCAUCCAUCGACUCAAAAUCGUCGCCACCAUUCGACGAGGAAGAAGAGGAGCGUCUGAAAUGGUUCACCGAUCGUCAGAAUAUGGAAAACGCGGCGUCGACGUCUGCCGGAAGCAGCUCCGAGAAGAGCUACAUUGAAAAAUACUAA